Molecule: messenger RNA, 1803 nt
Organism: Capsella rubella
Lineage: Eukaryota; Viridiplantae; Streptophyta; Magnoliopsida; Brassicales; Brassicaceae
Product: transcription factor TGA6
Exons: 9
Coding region: 388-1419 (343 amino acids)
Biological process (GO): regulation of DNA-templated transcription; DNA-templated transcription
Molecular function (GO): sequence-specific DNA binding; DNA-binding transcription factor activity
Source: RefSeq, a predicted model, not a curated record
UGUUCUUUUGGGGAUGGUGGGUUUGUACAAAGACAAAACGACGUCUCGUGAUUGAAACUACGGAUCGUGUCUCUGCUUCUUCCUUCAAUCCGAUUUCGGACAACCUUUUACUCAGACAGAAGAUUUCAUUUCUCAGCACAGUCAAUGGUUCACUGGUUGUUCCUUUUCCAUAUGUUGUUUUGGUAAGGUGUUUAGUUGCUCUCUUCUGUUUUAAUGUUUAUUCUCUCUGGCUGGUAUCUGUUAAUUUCCUUCAACUGCAUUUCCUCUUGGCAGUCGUUGCUCCCUCUAGCGUAAAGUGUUACACUAGAAGUAAAUCACAGAAAUUGCCACUUUAGAAGGGAGCACAAGUGGAUAGUCUCUGCUUCAAGUAUUACUAUAUAAAGUAAUAUGGCCGAUACCAGUUCAAGGACUGAUGUCUCAACUGAUGGCGAUACAGAUCAUAGAGAUCUGGGGGUUAGCUCGAAAUCUGGCUCUAAUCAUUUUAUUAUUUCUGAGAGAGGGCAAAUGAUGCUUCCUGCAGCGUCUGAUUCCAGUGACCGAUCAAAGGAUAAGUUGGAUCAAAAGACCCUUCGUAGGCUUGCUCAAAAUCGUGAGGCAGCAAGAAAAAGCAGAUUGAGGAAGAAGGCGUAUGUUCAGCAGCUGGAGAAUAGUCGAUUAAAGCUUACUCAACUUGAGCAAGAGCUGCAAAGAGCAAGACAGCAGGGAGUUUUCAUCUCAAGUUCAGGAGAUCAAGCUCAUUCUACUGGUGGGAAUGGGGCUUUGGCAUUUGAUGCCGAACAUUCACGGUGGCUUGAAGAAAAGAACAGGCAAAUGAAUGAGCUGAGAUCUGCCCUGAAUGCUCAUGCAGGUGAUACUGAGCUCCGGACAAUUGUAGAUGGAGUGAUGGCUCACUAUGAGGAGCUUUUCAGGAUUAAGAGCAAUGCAGCUAAGAAUGAUGUAUUCCACUUGUUAUCUGGAAUGUGGAAAACACCAGCUGAGAGGUGUUUCUUGUGGCUUGGCGGGUUCCGCUCAUCCGAACUUCUCAAGCUUCUUGCGAAUCAGCUAGAGCCCAUGACCGAACGACAGGUAAUGGGCUUAAAUAGCUUGCAGCAGACGUCUCAGCAGGCGGAAGAUGCACUAUCUCAAGGGAUGGAGAGUUUACAGCAAACCCUAGCUGAUACGUUAUCCAGUGGUACUCUUGGCUCCAGUUCAUCUGAUAAUGUGGCGAGCUACAUGGGUCAGAUGGCCAUGGCAAUGGGCCAGUUAGGCACCCUCGAAGGAUUCAUCCGCCAGGCUGAUAACUUGAGGCUGCAAACGCUGCAACAGAUGCUUAGAGUGUUAACUACACGUCAGUCAGCUCGUGCUCUUCUUGCCAUACACGAUUAUUCAUCUCGACUACGUGCUCUUAGUUCCUUGUGGCUUGCCCGGCCAAGAGAGUGAUACACAAGAAUAGCGGUGCUUCUAGCUCUAUACAUAAUCUUAUGACUCAAAUAGGAAGGGAUACUCCUUCCAAGAGAUCACAAAACAAGGCCUUCUCAGAUUCUUACCAGAAGCAAUAUUUUGGAAAAGAAGACUGCAGAUUUUGAAAAUGGUUUUCUGAGAUCCCCAAAGACUUGAGAGUGUAGUGUGUGUUGUAAUCUUUAGCCAUCAGGUUGUGUAGUUUAUAGAGAGUGAAUGUUUAUAGGUCUUUGAAUAUUGAAAGCAGAUAGGUCAUCAGUGUAAGGUCGUAGUAACCAACAUGACAGAAGAUGGGAUCCUUUCAGGAACUUGGAUUGUACGAUCAGAUCUCAAACAGACCAAUUCAAUCUAUAUAGAGUUAGAAAA